Ectocarpus siliculosus is the source of this 1254-nucleotide messenger RNA. The record is from the annotation of a GenBank genome assembly. Lineage: Eukaryota; Phaeophyceae; Ectocarpales; Ectocarpaceae.
AUGAUGAUAUCUGCACUCAACCUCAACCGGUCGAAGCGAGGGGUUAGGUCUUCAGUCGUCGAGCUGCCUGCUGCGGCGUCUGAUGCUUCCAGCCCCCAGGGCACACCUCAGGCGCAGAUUCAGUCCGGCGGUUCGUCCUCCGGUGACGGAUCUGCCCAUCACACCGGAGCUGCCUCCAGCGGUCCUUCGCGGGUUCCGUGGAGGCGGCCGCGUUCGCUACUGAGGCUCCCCGGGUCCGCCGCCUCGAGGCGCCAACGGACCACUGUCGAAGUCCUGCCUGAUCCACCGAGGGGCCGACGCACAACUUCGCCGUCUCCCCAACCCGGCAGCAGACCGGCGCCCUCCGUACUUCCCACCACCCGGCAGUACGGGCGCCCUUCGGAGGCCGUUCCGCGCGUUCCCUCGCGGAGUCCGCUUCUGCUUACUGCCGGAGAUGACAGCAGCGGUUCCGAUAGGCCCGCGGCGCAGGCGACAGGGGACAGGCGACCCUCUCGGGUGGUGCCGAGUGUCAUCGACCUCGCCGGGGGCAACGCUGUUCGGGCAGGUGCUUCACGUUCGCCUUCUCCUGAGUCUACCAAAGCGGUGGUACGACAUGUGGACGAAGGUAUGAGGGACAUAGAACGCAGGAGGCUAGCACGUGAGGCGACCCGGCGGGCCAGGGAGGCGGAGAGGCGCUUGCGGGACGCACAAGCCGGUUACGACUCCGAGUUCGAUAUGGACACGCCGACGCCGACGUUGAGCCAGGAGCAGAUUCUGCGGCUGCAGUCGUUGUCGCCCGUCGUGACCGACCUCACAGGAAGCCUCACCCAGUGGGAGUUCGACAUGUACACCACUACCGUCCUCCCGAGUUCGGAGGAGGACGAGACGGCCGCCUUACAGUACAUGCUAGACCUCGAGAGGGAGGAGGAGGACAAGAAGAAGAAGAAGGAAAAAGGGGAGGAGGAGAAGGAGGAACAAGAGGAGGAGGAGGAGGAGGAGGCUAAAGAGGAGGAGGGUGGAGGGGGCGGUGAGGACGACGCCGGAUUUAAAGACGGGAGGGUCAAGCAGAAAAAGAAGGGAAAGGGGAAGCGUAAGCGUAAAACUUCUUUCAAGCGCAAGAAGUAUGACGACUGCGCCAUUUGCCUCGACUCCAUUACGCCUUGUGAGGGCCGGACAACUCUUCCCUGCGGGCAUGUCUUCCACUGGGUUUGCGCGCACACGUUGCUUCUUAACUACAGUUCACAGUGCCCCUCUUGCCGCAAAGAAGUCGCGUGA